CCGGGCGGACCCGCGCGGCGCAGAGAAAAGAAUUUCCGGGGAGCUGAGCCGAGCGGGCUGCCUAGCUCUCCUCUUGGGAGAGGAGGGCCCCGGCAGCCUGCGACCCGGGCUGUGCCCAGCAAGGCCCUUCUCCGCUCACAGCCUCAGUUUACCCCCCAGUACAGCAGGGAGUAGUAAUAGGUGCUUCCCUGCGGGGAAGGGGGACAGGGCUCCACGGGGAGAAGCUUCCUCCAAGGGGGGAAGCUCAGGUUGGGGAACAGAGAUCAAUUCCAGAGGACCCAAGGUAGGCAGACCCAUGAGGUCUGGCCGGCCAAGGUGGACCAGCCUCCAGCAGGGUCUCCCCCUCCCCAGGCCUCCCAUUGGCAGCCUUAGGGUGGGUACAGCUUCCCCUCCCUAUGCCAGCAGCCCCUCCCUAUGGCAGCUGCUCGAAACACAAAUCUGCGAGGCUGCAGGGCACGGCGUGGCUAUGGGUGGGCCUUUGGGCAGAUGACCUCGCCCUCUAAGCCCAGGAGCGCCCAUCAAAGGGGCAUGAGGAUACCUGGCCCAUAGCUGGUCAUGAGGACCAAACCAGAUGAUGGGUGUAGGCGGGCUGGCAGGAUAAGUGGUGGUGACAGUGAUGCUGAUGACCGGGCUGUCCUGCCUCCCAGGCACAUGUAGGGGAAAGGCCAGAUGCCUUAGCAUGUUACAUACCCCGGCUCAGCCAGAGCCCCCCUCCUCCAGCAGGUACCCCCUGCCAGAAAUGAUCCGUCUUCCCCUGCUCCUCCUUCUGGGACCGAUUGCUGGGAAACCCCUGUCCUACACCAGGCAGGGCACAAAGGAAGUGCCCCAAAAAUGUGUGUGGGUAAAUAAAUGUAUGUCUGCAAAAGCAGCCUGGCUCCAGAACUCUCACAAGAAGAAGGAAAGGAGAGGGCUUCUUUUCCAGUGAGCUGUGGUGAGGCUGACGCGGAGUCCACAGGCAAAAGGGGGCUGUGCCCCAGGGGUGACCUUCAGAAUCUCACCAGGACUGUCCCACAAUGCUCCUGCCGCUGAGGGUAUGAGGUGGGUGUGCAGACUGGUGAGCUGCCAGCAGGGGCCCAGACGUGCCAGGCCUGGAGAUGGCUGGAAACUGCUCCUGGGAGGCCCAUCCCAGCAACAGGAACAAGAUGUGCCCCGGCAUGAGCGAGGCCCCGGAACUCUACAGCCGGGGCUUCCUGACCAUCGAGCAGAUCACGAUGCUGCCGCCUCCGGCCGUCAUGAACUACAUCUUCCUGCUCCUCUGCCUGUGUGGCCUGGUGGGCAACGGGCUGGUCCUCUGGUUUUUCGGCUUCUCCAUCAAGAGGAACCCCUUCUCCAUCUACUUCCUGCACCUGGCCAGCGCCGAUGUGGGCUACCUCUUCAGCAAGGCGGUGUUCUCCAUCCUGAACACGGGGGGCUUCCUGGGCACGUUUGCCGACUACAUCCGCAGCGUGUGCCGGGUCCUGGGGCUCUGCAUGUUCCUCACCGGCGUGAGCCUCCUGCCGGCCGUCAGCACCGAGCGCUGCGCCUCGGUCAUCUUCCCCGCCUGGUACUGGCGCCGGCGGCCCAAGCGCCUGUCGGCCGUGGUGUGCGCCCUGCUGUGGGUCCUGUCCCUCCUGGUCACCUGCCUGCACAACUACUUCUGCGUGUUCCUGGGCCGCGGCGCCCCCGGCGCGGCCUGCAGGCACAUGGACAUCUUCCUGGGCAUCCUCCUGUUCCUGCUCUGCUGCCCGCUUAUGGUGCUGCCCUGCCUGGCCCUCAUCCUGCACGUGGAGUGCCGGGCCCGACGCCGCCAGCGCUCUGCCAAGCUCAACCACGUCAUCCUGGCCAUGGUGUCCGUCUUCCUGGUGUCCUCCAUCUACUUAGGGAUCGACUGGUUCCUCUUCUGGGUCUUCCAGAUCCCGGCCCCCUUCCCCGAGUACGUCACUGACCUGUGCAUCUGCAUCAACAGCAGCGCCAAGCCCGUCGUCUACUUCCUGGCCGGGAGGGACAAGUCGCAGCGGCUGUGGGAGCCGCUCAGGGUGGUCUUCCAGCGGGCCCUGCGGGACGGCGCUGAGCUGGGGGAGGCCGGGGGCAGCACGCCCAACACAGUCACCAUGGAGAUGCAGUGUCCCCCGGGGAACGCCUCCUGAGACCCCAGCGCCUGGAGGAGGCAGGGGCAGGAAGCAGCCUCCAAGACCCUUCGCCCUGGGACAGGAAUGGGCACCUGCCUCUGAGUCCAUACAGGAGAAGAAAAGAUCUGUUUCCUCUCCUGGGGCCUCCUUCUCCCUGGGCUGGGGGCUCCAGGGGUGGCUGGGAGAUUGGGCAGCCACCUGCAAACAGACCCUGUGGCACCUGCCCGGCUCCCCCACCCAUUCUGCUCCCCUAGAGACCCCUUGUACAGAAGUUGCCCCCAGGUGGUGGGGCUCCUCCUUGCCCCAGGCUGGUCGGUAAAGGAGAGGGGGUUGUCACCCAGCCACCUCUGCCUCUUGGGUCAGCCCUCCUUAACUGUGUCCCAGCCAGCACCAGUCCAGCAGCCUCAUCCCUGCCAUUCAGGGCUGUUCCGGAAAUUUGAUCCUCUCAAGGCAUUAUCGGUGAGCAAAUUUGAAGGAAAUGGUGUCUGGAAGAAGGUUUUGGUUCGCAUGCCUUGUAGCUAAGUCUUCCUGCAAACAACUUCCCUUCCCCCUGUCAAGUCAUUUGGUGACUUUGAUGGGGGGAUUUCUGGUUAUGUCAAGGCUCUGGAGACAGGAAGGACCUUUGGUCGCCUUGGGUAGUUGACCUGCCUUUUCUGACUCCGGGACGAGCCAGUCCUAGGCUGCCUCCGGGAGCACUCGAGGUAUCCCACAGGCCAUGAGGACCCGCUGGGCAGCUCCUGGACAGCCUCUUGGCUCCAGCCCCCACCUGAAAGUGGACACUGGCUCCACCCUGGCCACCUGGGGACUGGCACUGUGGUGCACAGUGGCCCAGUGUAGCCAACGGAAGUUUUAUAAAAGACAAAAUGUAUAUCAAUAAACAUUUUAUAACUUGCAGCCA
Molecule: messenger RNA, 3006 nt
Organism: Nomascus leucogenys (northern white-cheeked gibbon)
Lineage: Eukaryota; Metazoa; Chordata; Mammalia; Primates; Hylobatidae
Gene: MRGPRF
Product: MAS related GPR family member F
Exons: 3
Coding region: 1095-2126 (343 amino acids)
Biological process (GO): G protein-coupled receptor signaling pathway
Cellular component (GO): membrane
Molecular function (GO): G protein-coupled receptor activity
Source: RefSeq, a predicted model, not a curated record